GUUCUGGGGCCCGGUUCGCCGCCGCAGCCGUUAGGCUGCAUGCGGAGGGGACCGCCCACCCUGUUGUCAUUGCUCCUGCGGCCUCAGCAGCCUCUUCGCUGGGACUGCGCGACACCGCCCCCCGACUGGGCGCUCGCGGUAUCCCAGGCCCGGUGCUGGGUACGGUCCAGCCUUUUAGCCCAUUAGGGCUUCGCCAGCCCCGCGAGCGCUCUACAAGGGCCGCCAGGCAAUAAUGAAGGUUCUUUUACUGAAGGAUGCUAAGGAAGACGACGGUGGCCAGGAUCCAUAUAUCAGGGAAUUAGGAUUAUAUGGACUUGAAGCCACUUUGAUCCCUGUUUUAUCAUUUGAGUUUUUGUCUCUUCCCAGUUUCUCUGAGAAGCUUUCUCAUCCUGAAGAUUAUGGGGGACUCAUUUUUACCAGCCCCAGAGCAGUGGAAGCAGCAGAGUUGUGUUUGGAGAAAGACAAUAAAACUGAAGUCUGGGAAAGGUCUCUGAAAGAAAAAUGGAAUGCCAAGUCAGUGUAUGUGGUUGGAAAUGCUACUACUUCUCUAGUGAGUAAAAUUGGCCUGGAUACAGAAGGAGAAGCCUGUGGAAAUGCAGAAAAGCUUGCAGAAUAUAUUUGUUCCAGGGAGUCCUCAGCACUGCCUCUUCUGUUUCCCUGUGGAAACCUCAAAAGAGAAAUCCUGCCGAAAACGCUCAAGGACAAAGGGAUUGCCAUGGAAAGCAUAACUGUGUAUCAGACAAUUCCACACCCAGGAAUCCAAGGGAACCUGAACAGCUACUACUCCCAGCAGGGAAUUCCAGCCAGCAUCACGUUUUUCAGUCCCUCUGGCCUUACACACAGUCUCAAGCACAUUCAGGAGUUAUCUGGUGACAGUAUCGAUCAAAUUAAGACCCAGGGCCCCCAAUACCGGAAGCAGAACUGUCUGCAGCUAGAGCCUCUGAGGAAGGACUGCAGUGAUGCAGCCAUGAUGUUUGCAGCCAUCGGCCCCACUACGGCUCGUGCGCUGGCCGCCCAGGGCCUGCCUGUAAGCUGCACUGCAGAGAGCCCCACGCCACAAGCGCUGGCCACUGGCAUCAGGAAGGCACUCCAGCCCCAUGGCUGCUGCUGAGUCAGCCACCUGGCGCUUGCCCCAUGCAGCAUCCCGGGGCUGGGCUCCUCCCAACGGGGCUGGCUCUGCGUGGAGCCAGGCAUCGGCAAGGGCUCUCAGGAGCUGUUGCCACCAGACUCCUGCCUCAAGCCUGAGUGGAAAGCACCUGAGGACUGGGGAUCAGGAUCUGACCUGGGGCUGGGAUCAGGCCCACGUGCACAUGACUGCUCUCUUUGGAAGCCAGCUUGAACCCUAGCCUUGUGAGAGCUUCCUGUGCCCAGCAGAAAGGAAAUCAAAUAAACCACACUGGCUACCUGUGCUUA
Messenger RNA from Cebus imitator (Panamanian white-faced capuchin), 1413 nucleotides. RefSeq names its product uroporphyrinogen III synthase (gene UROS). Gene Ontology annotation, molecular function: uroporphyrinogen-III synthase activity. The record is from RefSeq and is a predicted model, not a curated record. Gene Ontology annotation, biological process: uroporphyrinogen III biosynthetic process. Bases 233 to 1111 code for a protein of 292 amino acids. Lineage: Eukaryota; Metazoa; Chordata; Mammalia; Primates; Cebidae. The transcript is spliced from 11 exons.